AUGGGUAAGAAACAAUUGGGAGAAGAUGGUUUUGCAUCAUCAAAGGCAAAUAAGUAUAGAGACAUAAUCCUCACGAAUGAAGAUCUCACAAGUAAUAAAUAUAAAAAUGAUAUUGUGCACGAGUAUUCAAAACAAAAUCAACCCCAUUUCCAUGCUCAAAUGUCGUCCUUUUUUGCCGGGAACUCGAUGAUGAUCAACAAGGAGCGAAUGACCAAAGACUGGGACAUCAAUGACACAAAUGUUCCCAUCAUCAAUGAUUCGGACUUCGAUGACUUCUGCGAAUGGGCAGAUGGUCACGUGCGCCUCGUCUAUCCGGUCACGAAUGAAGAUGCCAAGAAGCACACUUCCGGAUGGGCGAUGCGCAAUACGAACAACCACAAUGUCAAUAUUCUCAAGAAGAGCUGCCUGGGUGUCCUUGUGUGCUCCGCGGGAUGUGUCCUGCCUCACGGAGGACGCGUGCACCUGAGACCAGCAAUUUGCGACAAAGCGCGGAAAAAGCAACAAGGAAAACCCUGUCCCAAUCGCGCCUGCAAAACAGGAAGACUCGAGAUUCUACCGUGCCGAGGACACUGUGGAUACCCCGUGACACAUUUCUGGAGACACACAGAGAAUGCUAUAUUCUUCCAAGCCAAAGGAGUACAUGAUCAUCCGCGUCCUGAACCAAAGAGCUCUAGCGAGACAAGAAGAAGUCUCGGAAGUGGACGAAGAGUUCGUGGACUGGCAGUUCUACUUGCCAGGGAUGCUGCUCUUGGAAAUAAGCUACUCUCCCUGAGACAAACCAAGAAAUCACCCAAACUGCCCAAUACGGAUAUAAUGCGACCUCCGCCUCUUAUCCCGGAUUCUAAUACAGGAGACUCCUCUACCUGCCUCUGUCCAACACUCAAUUGUACCUGUCGCUUGAUGAGUGGCAACCUUAAUCAGGCUCCUGCACAAAGUUUCGUCCAAACUCCCGCGCAUUUCGGCUACUCGGAGUCAUUUGGCGUGUCCAUUAUGACUCCUCAGCAGACACCACAGCAAUCAUCCACCUACUGGAGCCAUUCCCAGGCACAAUUCACCGGAAACCAAUUCCCCUCGACUUACGGUGACUGCUCUGUCGAGAUGAACGUGGGCAAUCAAAUGGAGAUGACCGGUCAGCAUGAUCUCUACCAAUUCUCACCACUGUCCGGAGAUCUCUUUCAGCCGGAGGAGAUCUUCCAGCUGGAUCAACCCCUGAAGCCACCUGGAGGCUUGAACAACUCCACAUCGCCGCCCACUUUGCUGGACCUGGGCAGUGGCACUAUUCAGCAGCAGAAAGGGAUUUUUCCGGAUGAAGAGAGCACCAAUAACAGCUCCUCCAGUCGCAACAAUGAAUCUAGUCCACAUCACUAUGAGGCAACAGUCUUCGGACAGGGGCAUUUUCACAACAACAACAACCAGACGCACGCUGGAUACUUCUGCGAUGCGUCCAGUCACAAUGAACCUCAGCACUUUGUCCAAUUGGAAUCAGACGUGCGAUUCGCAAAGUCAGAAAACUUCUACUCGAUGCAGGGCUAUGAAGUGACAAAUGGCAUGGAGACUGGAGAUGGAUUCCGGAUGAGAAGGCGACAUGAGGAUCCCAUGGCCAGAAUGGAUCUGUACGCACAGCCUCCGGUUGCAGGAAGUGAAAGAGGAUUAGAGGACAAUUCUGCAUAUUACGACAUAUCUUCGCAGUAUUCUCAUGCAUCCUUUCACACUUCCGACUAUGCCGUAGCCAAUACCAACAAUAACCACAUAAUGAUGCCCCAGGAUGCUUCCCAUCAGGCCAUGGAGAAUAAUUUGCACUUCACAAUCUCACUUAAUGAUCACAAUUAG
Messenger RNA from Phlebotomus papatasi, 1830 nucleotides. RefSeq lists its product as uncharacterized. Gene Ontology annotation, cellular component: nucleus. Gene Ontology annotation, biological process: gliogenesis; regulation of transcription by RNA polymerase II. The transcript is spliced from 4 exons. The record is from RefSeq and is a predicted model, not a curated record. Gene Ontology annotation, molecular function: RNA polymerase II cis-regulatory region sequence-specific DNA binding; DNA-binding transcription activator activity, RNA polymerase II-specific. NCBI's taxonomy places the organism in Eukaryota, Metazoa, Arthropoda, Insecta, Diptera, Psychodidae. The coding region runs from base 1 to 1830 and encodes 609 amino acids.